CUUUUCGGUAUAUCAAUAAAGUUUUGUGUUUGGAAUAAGCUGGGAGUGUAAAAUAUGCGUUUAGUAUUAAUAUUUGUGAUAUUAAUCACAAUAUCAACAAUUUUAGCCAAAAAAUCAAAAGACGGCGAAAAGCCGGAAUGGGCUAAAAAAGAUAUUAGAGAUUAUUCUGAUGCUGAUUUCGAACGUUUAUUAGAUCAGUGGGAGGAGGGCGACGAUGAGUUAGAGGCUGACGAACUCCCAGAACAUUUGCGACCUCAGGCAAAGCUUGAUUUAACAAAACUUGAUCCUAAUAAUCCAGAGGAAAUACUUAAAGCCUCUAAAAAAGGUCGUACGCUUAUGACAUUUGUAUCAGUUGGUGGUAAUCCAACAAGGGAUGAAGCAGAAAGUAUUACUAAACUUUGGCAAACUAGUUUAUGGAAUAAUCAUAUACAAGCGGAGCGCUAUAUGGUUGAUGAUGAUAGAGCAAUAUUUAUGUUUAAAGACGGUGAACAAGCUUGGAGAGCAAAGGAUUUUUUAAUACAACAGGAACGCUGUAAAGGUGUAACUAUUGAAAAUAAAGAAUAUCCCGGGGUCUAUGCCGAAACUACAGACGAAAAAGACGAAUUGUAAAAACUGGA
This is a messenger RNA of Teleopsis dalmanni, 617 nucleotides long. RefSeq names its product LDLR chaperone boca-like. The coding region runs from base 55 to 609 and encodes 184 amino acids. Gene Ontology annotation, biological process: protein folding. The transcript is spliced from 2 exons. NCBI's taxonomy places the organism in Eukaryota, Metazoa, Arthropoda, Insecta, Diptera, Diopsidae. The record is from RefSeq and is a predicted model, not a curated record.